GCCGCUUAAUUUACUUCUUCUUCUCUUCCUUGAUCUUUUUUCCCUCUCACCGUGAUCGUGUUACGCGCCGUCGAUCCUCGCAGCAACAACCGCAGCCGCGCGGGCAGGACGUCAUGAGUGUACUUUUGGAGACGUCGCUUGGCGACAUUGUCAUGGACCUUCUGGUCGAUGAGUCGCCCAAAGCGUGUGAGAACUUCCUGAAGCUGUGCAAAGUCAAAUACUACAAUUUCUCGCCGGUUCACAGCGUCCAGAAAAAUUUCACCUUCCAAACUGGUGACCCCAUCGGACCCGACUCCUUGGAGAGUGAUGGCGGAUCUUCAAUAUGGGGUCUUUUGGAAGGCCCGUCCAAGAGGGCAUUUCCUCUCGAACUUCCACCGAAGCUGAAACACAACGAACGAGGCACCGUGAGCAUGGCGACGGUUCCUUCACCACAUGACGAGGACCUACGUAUCGCUGCCAGCCAGUUUAUCAUUACGCUUGGAGAUAACCUUGACUACUUGGAUGGGAAGGCGGUGGUUUUUGGAAAGGUCGUGGAAGGGUUUGACGUCCUUGAGAAGGUCAAUGAAUCCUUCAUUGAUGACCGCGGUCGACCGCUAAAAGAUAUUCGUAUCCGUCACACUGUCAUUCUUGAUGACCCAUUCAACGAUCCCCCAGGUCUGGUAGAGCCACCAGAGAGUCCUUUGCCAUCAAAGGCACAGCUGUCGACAGUCAGGAUUGCCGAUGAUGAGGAUCUCGAUGAAGACAUGGACGAAGAUUCAUUGGAGAGGCUUCGGCGGGAACGCGAGGCAAGAGCACAAGCGCUGACCCUGGAAAUGGUUGGUGACCUCCCGUUUGCAGAGGUCAAGCCACCAGAAAAUGUUCUGUUCGUCUGCAAAUUGAAUCCUGUCACCCAAGAUGAGGAUCUCCAUUUGAUCUUCAGUCGUUUCGGACAAAUUCUAUCUUGCGAGGUCAUUAGGGACAAGCGGACUGGCGACAGUCUGCAAUACGCAUUCAUAGAGUUUGAGAACCAAAAGGAUUGCGAACAGGCAUAUUUCAAGAUGCAGGGAGUACUUAUUGACGAUCACCGGAUCCAUGUAGAUUUCUCUCAGAGUGUCUCGAAGUUGUCGGAGAGCUGGCGUAAUGCCACUAUCACCAAGCGGAGCAGUCAACGAGGUGGCUUUGGUGGUGUAGCCAACCUUGAAAAGAAGCGCCAGUACAGAGCAUCCGAUAACGCUCGCAGAAAUGAUGACGAUGAUGACUAUGGAAUGCUGUUCGACAAAGGCGCCCCAAAACAACGACGUGCUCCGCGUGAGCGGUCUCCCAGCCGGAGCCCAAAAAGAGGCUCGCGUCCUGACCGAAGGGUUAGUCGAAGCCCGAGACGAGGAAAUUCCUACCGGGACCGAUACCGUGAUAGAUCUUUCAGCCGAAGCCCUACACGGGGAGAAUCCUAUCACGAUAGAAAUCGAGGCAGGGCCUAUGAUGGCGAUCGACGCUCAGGACGUGACCGCCGGGAUGAUGACCGAUAUCGAGAAAGACGGCACCGCUAAUAUUGUAUCAUAAAGUUGUUUUUCGCAUAGCCUGUCCAUACCUUUCCAUGUAUAUGACACAUCAAUCUUGACAGGGAGGGGUAUGAGCUGUCGAAUUUGUAAAUACUACUAUUAUCCAACACAGUUGAAAAGUUGGGCAUUGAGGUAUCCCAUUUUAUGUACCUCUAGCAUGCAUGUCCUCUGAAUGCACCAUGGUAAAGGCCACUUGUCGGUGAAACCGGACUGUCGACUUUAUGUUCAGCUAUUGACGGCGUGCCCCGCCGAGAGGGGCUAACACAGGAUUUCCCCUCGAUUCCAUUCCGGAUUGGCCAGUCACAUGCUGCUAUGUAAAACGAGGGUCUCAGUGGUAUUUUAUAGCGUUACG
Messenger RNA from Aspergillus wentii DTO 134E9, 1890 nucleotides. RefSeq lists its product as uncharacterized. The record is from RefSeq and is a predicted model, not a curated record. Gene Ontology annotation, biological process: protein peptidyl-prolyl isomerization. Bases 114 to 1526 code for a protein of 470 amino acids. The transcript is spliced from 4 exons. Gene Ontology annotation, molecular function: peptidyl-prolyl cis-trans isomerase activity; RNA binding. Gene Ontology annotation, cellular component: nucleus. Lineage: Eukaryota; Fungi; Ascomycota; Eurotiomycetes; Eurotiales; Aspergillaceae.